AUGAUAUCCCGCGUAACUGUGCGCUAUUUCAAGCCUAACGCUCCUCGGAUAAAGAUUCCUACGACGAAUUUAAUCGAAACGGCACCAAAAACAGAUAAAGGACGCUUCUGGCGACAGGGAAAGGCACUAGUGAAAAGACAUGGGACGUCCUUCAUUAUGCUGCGGCUCGUUGUCAACAUUUCUUGCUUUUCGGUGCUAACCAAGGCAUAUUUGGACUGGAUUCCUUCAGGCCAUAUCUACGAUCUCGUGGAGCUAAUAAAGAAGGUUGCGGACGAAGGCUACAUCCAGAGUCUAUUAGAAGGCGAAUACGACUUCGGAAACGGUGUCACAGUCAGUGGCGAGGUUGGUGCGCGAUUUGCCCUCUCACAAAUCAUCUUUCUUCUUAUCUUUAUUCCGAGAAAUGCACUUGCCGUAUGGAUGAUGUACAAUAUCGCCAACAGUCCUAGUUAUAAUGCUGCCAGAUUUCGCCGGACAAGUAUUGCAUACGGAAUUUUUGCGUUCAUUGGUGCAUUUUUGACGAUCCAAACCGUCCUUCUCAAGCACACUUCAAUGGCUGACUUUGCAGCAAAGAAGUGGAUAGAUGAUACGCAUCAAAAAUUUACUGAAGAAGGGAGAUCAAAGGAAGACAUCGAUAAAGCCAUGCUGCCUCUGAUAGAAAACUACAUCUAUCUAAAAUAUCUGAAGAAACUAACUGUUGAUGAUUUACGUUCAUACUACGAAUCGAAGUGGAUUGAAAAAAGCGAAUAA
Molecule: messenger RNA, 747 nt
Organism: Oikopleura dioica
Lineage: Eukaryota; Metazoa; Chordata; Appendicularia; Copelata; Oikopleuridae
Source: the annotation of a GenBank genome assembly